AUGUCUGAGCCUCUUCCCAGCGGCGAGUACUUCAUCGAGGCGGGCGAUUACACUGGCGGAUCGUUCUCCAGCCGCCCUCUCGGCAAGGAUGGUCAGUUUGCAGUCGUACUGCCCAAGGGUGCAUCCGCUACGAAGUGGACUAUCACGAGUACUAGUGACGGGAAAUACACGAUCUCUAUCGACCAGUUCCAUGCUCGACCCGACGGGGACAACAUCUCCCUGACUAAUGAUAGACGUGCUCCGUUCGAAUGGACCAUUUUGAGGACCGCACCCAGCCCUCCGCCCAUUGGGAGUGAUAAUUUCGGCAUCAACGUCAACCCCGAGGCUCAAUGGCACUAUGACCUAGGGGAUUCAGCGGAUGCACCUAAGAAUCAUAAGACAGCCACAGAGUCCGGUUCCCGACGUACUUCAUGUCGACUGUAUGAGAAAGGCUCUGCAUCCGCUAAUUUUUCUGUUACCACAUUACUGGCGGUGACACAUAAGUGGCAAGUGCGCGCGGGGGGGGGGGGGUAA
Molecule: messenger RNA, 513 nt
Organism: Gloeophyllum trabeum ATCC 11539
Lineage: Eukaryota; Fungi; Basidiomycota; Agaricomycetes; Gloeophyllales; Gloeophyllaceae
Exons: 5
Coding region: 1-513 (170 amino acids)
Source: RefSeq, a predicted model, not a curated record